Messenger RNA from Ramularia collo-cygni, 564 nucleotides. RefSeq lists its product as uncharacterized. The coding region runs from base 1 to 564 and encodes 187 amino acids. NCBI's taxonomy places the organism in Eukaryota, Fungi, Ascomycota, Dothideomycetes, Mycosphaerellales, Mycosphaerellaceae. The transcript has 2 exons. The record is from RefSeq and is a predicted model, not a curated record.
AUGGCCGACAAGGAAAUCAAAGAAGGCGACCAAGUCUCCUACCAAUGGGGAGGUGGACGCCCCGGCGGUGAAGUCACCGAGGUCAAGGAAUCGGGUACAGUUGACAUGGAGACCAAGAAUGGCAACACCGUCUCCAAGAAAGGCGAGGAGGGCAACCCGGCCGUCUACAUCCAGCGCGAUGAGGGACACGACGUCGUGAAGAAGGCUUCCGAGGUCACCGUCGACAAGUCAAGUGACAAGAAGGAGGGCGACGAGGACGAGAAGAAGGAGAAUGGCGAUGCCGAGAAGAAGGAGAACGGCGAGUCCGAGAAGAAGGAGAAUGGCGAUGCUUCAACUGGCGACAAGCGCAAGGCUGAGGAGACCGCCGAAGAGAAGAAGGACGAGGAGGAGGAAGGUGACGCCAAGAAGCAAAAGACUGAUGAAGCUCCUAAGAAGAAGGGUCGGCCUGCAAAGAAGGCCCACGACGAGAGUGCUCCCAAGAAGGACGCGAAGAAAAAGGCCCCAAAGAAGGCUGCCACCGAAUCAGGCGAGCCACGCCGGUCUGGAAGAAAUGCAUCCAAGUAG